UAUGACUACUUGCCCGGAGAUGGGCCUGUUAUCUUCUACCUUCCAGCGCUCAACCAAACCAGGCACGGCGCCAAGGCUAACGCUGUAAAGACUUGGUGCCGCCGCAAUGGCCGAAGCUUCUUGGUGGCAGAUUACUACGGCACUGGCAAGAGUGACGGUGAGUACAGUGAUGCCACUAUCACCCGCUGGGCCAAGGAUGCGGCAGCUUUGAUCGAUUGGUUGAAGAAGGAGCAUGACCAUGACGGAGUCAUCAUGGUGGGAGCCGGUGUUGGUGGAUGGGUUAUGCUGCACACAGCUCAGUGGCGCAAGGACUCGAUUGUCGGUCUUGUUGGAGUCGCCGCUGACCCUGAUUUCACUGAAACUUUGGUUUGGCCUGCGCUUGAAGACUCGGUGAAGCAAGAGAUCGAAAACAAGGGGCUGGCGGUGAUCACAUGGGCUGGUAAGCCGUAUACGGUGACAAAGGCUCUCUUCGAUGAUGGCCGCAAGAUGCAAGUGUUGAACAAAGGGCCCAACUCCAUCCCCAUCACAUGCCCCGUCAGGCUCAUCCAGGGCCUUGGGGAUGAGGAGAUCCCUCCUGAGCGAGCGCUGGAGCUCAGCGACUGCUUGCUCAGCCGCGACGUGGUCAUCACCUACGUCAAAUACGGGAAGCACGCGCUGGAGGACUACGAGGACGACUUCAGAAGAAUUUAUUUCGCAGUGGAAGAUAUCGAAAGGCAGGUUGUCCGCCAGAACUGGUUGAGGAACAUGAACCGCCCGGUCUGA
Guillardia theta CCMP2712 is the source of this 762-nucleotide messenger RNA. RefSeq lists its product as hypothetical. Gene Ontology annotation, biological process: protein depalmitoylation. The transcript is spliced from 2 exons. Gene Ontology annotation, cellular component: mitochondrion. The record is from RefSeq and is a predicted model, not a curated record. Gene Ontology annotation, molecular function: palmitoyl-(protein) hydrolase activity; hydrolase activity, hydrolyzing O-glycosyl compounds. Lineage: Eukaryota; Cryptophyceae; Pyrenomonadales; Geminigeraceae. The annotation marks the transcript as partial.